AUGAAAGCUUCCGGAUUCAAAUACAUAGGCAAAGGAGACACAGCUCGUUGUGAUGAUUGUGGUCUUGAAGUAUCUCAGUGGACACCUGAUAUGUAUCCACUUACUGUUCAUUCAACUCAAAAACCUGAUUGCCCAUUUAUUCGUUCUUUAAAAUCAUCAAAGUCAUUUAUACACUCUUCAUGUUCUUCUUCUUUCUCCAGUCCUGUUUACACUUGUUCCUCGCCAUCAACAGCUACUGUUAGAAGUGCAUCGAUAUCAAACGAGCAGGAAAAUCCAUCAAAACGUCAGAAGAUUGAGACAAGUCAUGCAAACUUUUAUUCAAAUAAUCUCUUCGAAACUGAUAAACUUCAACAAAUACGAAAGCGAACUUUUUCACAUUGGCCACAUCGUACUAUCCCAUCUCAAGCACAAAUGAUCGAAGCAGGAUUCUUCAAUUGCAACGUCGGUGAUCGAGUAAUAUGCAUUUAUUGUAAUCUCAUCUGCCAGCAAUGGACACCACAUACUGAUGACCCAUGCGAAGUUCAUAAAACUCUUUCUCCAAAUUGUAUGUAUGUUAAAACCAAAUUAAUACGACCAGAAGCAAGAUCAAUAUUAAUCGUUAAUGAAACUACAGUAGGAGCUGCUUCAGGAAGUCAUUCAUCAACUUCAAACAAUAAUGAUCUAUUCCGUUGCAAUGAAUUUGUUCCAACAGCUGCAUGCCAUAAUGCAUAUACAGAAUUACCAAGACGAACUGCAUCAUUUGCAACAUGGCCCAAUGAAAAUUUGCCUUCUGUCGAAGAUCUUGUCCGAGCCGGAUUCUUUUAUACGGGCACUAAAAGUAUUGUAACUUGUUUUUAUUGUAAUGGAUCAUUACAGAAUUGGGGACCAAAUGACAAUCCAAUGAUAGAACAUGCUCGGUGGUUUCCACAUUGUGCUUAUGCCAAACAAUUAUGUGGCGUUGAUCUUUAUCGAAAAAUUCAAGAAUCUAAACGAGCCCAGCAAGAACGUGCCAGAGGGAAUGAAUCAAAAGAGAAAGUAAGCACCAUUGGUAUGACUAGUAGUAAUGCAACUUCAAACAGUCGACAAUUAUUAAUACCUGAUGAAAGUACUUUAUCACGUCUUGUUGCUGCUCGACUUGAUCUACCAAUUUCACAAAGUUUAUUAGCUAAAAAUUUUAAAUUAUCUAUUAUUAAACGUUGUUGGGAAGAUCAACUUCGAUUAAAACAAGAUGAUUUUGUAAGUGAUUCUGAUUUACAUAUGGCUUGUACAAUUCUUCAGAAACAAAUUGAGCGGAUUGAUGGUAAAAAAGAAAAUAUUAUUAUACCAAGUAUAAAAAUGAAAAAAAUUCGAGAAGAUGCUGAAAGAGAAAGAGCAGAAGCUCUUGCUCGUCAACAAGCUCCUCCGAUGCAAACUGUUUCUGCUCUUAGUCAAUUGAUGCCUACUACUUCAUCCAAUAUUCCUGAUGUAGAAAUGAUAACAUCAUCACAGUCACCAACAACUGAAUCAACAUCUUCAAUUCCAUCCUCAUCACAAGAACCAACAACUGUCAAUCAAGAAGAAACAAAGAUAACAAAACCAAUUACUUCCAUUACAAAUGAAAAACAUCAAAUAAGUGAUUCAUCGCCAGUCAAUCCAUGUGUGUUAUGUUUAACAGAAGAAAAACGACUUGCAUGUAUACCUUGUGGCCACUUAGCAACAUGUGUUCCAUGUGGACACUCAUUGCGAUCUUGUCCAAUUUGUCGUCGGGAAAUUGAAGCUUUUGUUAGAAUUUACAUUUAA
This is a messenger RNA of Rotaria sp. Silwood2, 1758 nucleotides long. The record is from the annotation of a GenBank genome assembly. Lineage: Eukaryota; Metazoa; Rotifera; Eurotatoria; Philodinida; Philodinidae.